CGUGCGGCUGAGCGACAGGGCGUCUGAGGUUUUCUACUCAUAAAAGACAAUGACUACUGAUGAAGGCAGCAGUGACAAUGGAGAAAACCCGGACGCCGCCGUGGCUGAACAGGGAGAAGACAUCACUACCAGAAAAGAUAGAGGAGUGCUAAAGAUUGUCAAAAGAGUGGGAACUUGUGAGGAAGGCCCAAUGAUUGGUGACAAAGUUUAUGUCCACUACAAAGGAAAAUUGUCCAAUGGAAAGAAGUUUGAUUCCACUUAUGAUAGAAACGAGCCAUUUGUUUUUAACCUUGGCAAAGGCCAGGUUAUCAAGGCCUGGGACAUUGGGGUGGCUACCAUGAAGAAAGGAGAGAUCUGCCAUAUACUGUGUAAACCAGAAUAUGCUUAUGGCUCUGCUGGCAGCCUCCCGAAAACUCCCUCGAACGCAUCUCUCUUUUUUGAGAUUGAACUCCUUGAUUUCAAAGGCGAGGGCUUAUUUGAAGACUCAGGCAUCAUCCGUAGAAUCAAGCGGAAAGGAGAGGGCUACUCCAACCCGAAUGAAGGGGCGACGGUGGAGGUCCACCUGGAAGGCUGCUGUGGUGGAAGGAUGUUUGACUGCAGAGAUGUGGUGUUUGUUGUUGGUGAAGGAGAAGACCACGACAUUCCAGUUGGAAUUGACAAAGCCCUGGAGAAAAUGCAGAGGGAAGAGCAGUGUGUUUUGUAUCUUGGACCACGAUAUGAUUUUGGAGAGGCAGGGAAGCCUAAAUUUGGCAUUGAACCCAAUGCUGAACUGAUUUAUGAAGUUACCCUUAAGAGCUUCGAAAAGGCCAAAGAAUCCUGGGAGAUGGACACCAAAGAAAAACUGGAGCAGGCUGCCAUUGUCAAAGAGAAGGGAACUGUGUACUUGAAGGGAGGCAAGUACAUGCAGGCUGUGAUUCAGUACGGGAAGAUAGUGUCCUGGCUGGAGAUGGAGUACGGCCUGUCCGAGAAGGAGUCAAAAACCUCUGAAUCGUUCCUGCUUGCAGCCUUCCUCAACCUGGCCAUGUGCUACCUGAAGCUCAGAGAGUACAACAAAGCCGUGGAGUGCUGCGACAAGACCCUUGGACUGGACAGUGCCAAUGAGAAAGGCUUGUACAGAAGGGGUGAAGCCCAGCUGCUCAUGAAUGAGUUUGAGUCGGCCAGAGGUGACUUUGAGAAGGUACUGGAGGUCAACCCUCAGAAUAAGGCCGCAAGACUGCAGAUCUCCGUGUGCCAGAAGAAGGCCAAGGAGCACAGUGAGCGGGACCGCAAGGUGUACGCCAACAUGUUCAAUAAGUUUGCAGAGCAGGACGCCAAGGAAGCAGCCAGCAAAGCGGUGAGCAAGAAGGCUGUAGAAGGAGCGGCUUGGGAAAAGAUCCGGAGUCAGGCCAUGGAAGAAGGAAAGGCCGAAGGCCAUGUAUGACGCCACGCCAAGGAG
Peromyscus leucopus (white-footed mouse) is the source of this 1435-nucleotide messenger RNA. Its product is annotated as peptidyl-prolyl cis-trans isomerase FKBP5-like. The record is from RefSeq and is a predicted model, not a curated record. NCBI's taxonomy places the organism in Eukaryota, Metazoa, Chordata, Mammalia, Rodentia, Cricetidae. Gene Ontology annotation, molecular function: protein binding; peptidyl-prolyl cis-trans isomerase activity.